AUGGGGCUACAUCCCAAUAGUCCUCUCCGUAGUUCAUUGACCAGACGGCCUCCCAAAAUAGUUUGGGCGUUAAUGAAGAAAGUUGAAGAAUAUUGUAAAGUGGAAGACGAUGCCCUGCGGGUCAAGGCCGGACGUAAAGUUGAUAAAUCAACUCCGUCUGGUCCAGUUCAGCCGGUAAGUGUUGUGCCAUCAAGGAGCCCUGAACCUCGAACUUGGGCUAAACAAGACAAAAUGCGUGAUUCGCGUUGUUCAAGCAAUCAGUGUUCGCACCGAUCAAACGAAAAAUAUCAAGUGGAUAACAGGCGCACAAGACGUUCAGACAAUAAGUACACAAAAUUGGCAGAGCUGAUCGAUAAGAUCUUAUCCAAAGUCCAACAUCAUCUGUUCUUUAAAUGGUCGUCCAAAAUGAUGUGGCCUUUUGAUACAAUGAGAAGGGAUAAGCGAUGCGAAUAUCACAAGGACCAUGGCCACGAUACCGACAACUGUUAUGCAUUGAAGGAUCAACUGGAAGAGUUGGUACAAGACAGCCGGCUGGCGCAAUACGUUCGGAAGAAUAAUCCAUCAAACACGGUAGCCCUACAGCCGAAUUCACCACCACUCGGCAUAAUUCACAUGAUAUACAGCCUACCAUUGUCGGUUGAGGUACAUACAGUUCAGUCGCAACCUAGCGUGCCCAAACCAAUCACACCAACUAAACGGCCCUAUGAAACUAGGAGGAUUAGCUUUGAUGACAUCGAUUUAGCUGGAGUAACUCUCCCCCACACCGAUCCCCUCGUCGUCGAGCUACGAAUGAACAAAUUCACAGUUCAGCGCAUCCUCAUCGAUCAAAGAAGCACUUCAGAAAUAAUGUAUUACAAGACGUUUGUUAAACUCGACUUCACUGAUUCGGAUUUGUUGCCAGCCGAUUAUCCAUUGUUCGACUUCAACGCCAACCCUGAGUAUCCCUUGGGUAAGAUCACACUACUAGUACAGGCAAGUGCCAGAUCGGUGGAUGUAGAAUUUCUAGUCGUUAAGCUCCCGUCACCAUACAAUCUCAUCAUGGGAAUAACUUGGUUACAUACCAUGCAGGCUAUGCCGAGCACCUACCAUCAGCUACUUCGUUUUCCAACUGAGUAUGGCAUCGAAAAAAUUCGGGGUUCUCAGAAAUCAGCACAGGCAUGCUAUCUUAUUGUUGUUACAAAGGAGCCAAAGGAACUGGAAGUAAACUCAGUUGAAGUAUCGGAUCGAGAGAGCCUCGAAGAUAUUGGGAAAAUCCCCAGCGAAAAGGCCAUUGAAGACCUUGAUCGGAUCGAAAUCAAUGGGAGUCUUGACAAAUUCUUCAUGAUUGGCACCUCCUUGAGCAAAGUUGAUAGACGUGAGCUGGUAUCCUUCUUAUUCAACAACCUUGAUGUGUUUCCAUGGACACUGUACGAGAUGCCGGGGGUGGAUCCAGUUGUGGCCCAGUAUCGUUUAAACGUUGAUCCAAAAGUCAAACCAAUCAUUCAAAAAAGUUGA
Messenger RNA from Camellia sinensis, 1494 nucleotides. Lineage: Eukaryota; Viridiplantae; Streptophyta; Magnoliopsida; Ericales; Theaceae. The record is from RefSeq and is a predicted model, not a curated record.